Molecule: messenger RNA, 1488 nt
Organism: Lasiodiplodia theobromae
Lineage: Eukaryota; Fungi; Ascomycota; Dothideomycetes; Botryosphaeriales; Botryosphaeriaceae
Product: 2-methylcitrate dehydratase
Exons: 4
Coding region: 1-1488 (495 amino acids)
Cellular component (GO): mitochondrion
Molecular function (GO): 2 iron, 2 sulfur cluster binding; 2-methylcitrate dehydratase activity
Source: RefSeq, a predicted model, not a curated record
AUGCCCACCAAGAGCGGCAGUGCCGUGCCCGCCGGCAAUAAAGAGUUCGACCCUGAGAUUGUCGACAUUGCGAGCUAUGUCCACAAUUCUAAAAUUGACUCCGCCCUCGCCUUUGAUACGGCCCGCUUGGUCUUUCUUGACACCCUAGGCUGCGGUCUGAAAGCUCUCGAGUUUCCAGAGUGCACCAAGCUCCUCGGUCCGGUCGUCGAGGGCACCACUGUCCCCAAUGGCACUCGCGUGCCCGGUACCCCGUACCAGCUCGACCCUGUGCGCGGUGCCUUCAACAUUGGUGCAAUGAUCCGCUGGCUUGACUUUAACGACUGCUGGCUCGCAGCCGAAUGGGGCCACCCUUCGGAUAACCUGGGCGCCAUCCUCGCCGUGGCUGACUGGAUCUCGCGCACGAACCGCGCCGGUGGCAAAUUGGGCAAUGGCAAGGUCUUGAAGAUCAAGGACGUGCUGGAGGCCAUGAUCAAAGCUCAUGAGAUCCAAGGCGUCAUGGCUCUAGAGAAUUCGUUCAACAAGGUUGGUCUGGAUCACGUCGUGCUGGUCAAGCUUGCGUCAACUGCCGUCGUCUCCAAGAUGCUCGGCCUCAACGAGGCGCAGACCCGUGACGCCAUCACUCAGGCCUGGGUUGACGGCCAGUCCAUGCGUACCUACCGCCACUCACCCAACACCAUGUCUCGCAAGUCGUGGGCUGCUGGUGAUGCCUGCGAGAGGGCCGUUAAUCUCGUCUUGAAGGUUCUCAAGGGCGAGGGCGGAAUGCCCACCGUGCUUUCCGCUCCCACCUGGGGCUUCUACGAUGUCAUGUUCAAGGGUGGUAAAUUCCAAUUCCAGCGGCCCUACGGCAGCUACAUUAUGGAGAACGUCCUGUUCAAGGUUUCCUACCCUGCCGAGUUCCACUCUCAGACCGCCGUUGAGGCCGCUCAGCGUUUGAACAAGAAGCUGGCCGCUAUGGGAAAGACUGCCGAGGACAUUGAGUCCGUGACCAACCGGACCCAUGAAGCCUGCAUUCGCAUCAUCGACAAGCAGCUGAAGCCCAUGGACAACUUUGCCGACCGUGACCACUGCGUCCAGUACAUGGUUGCAACCAUGUUUGUCUUCAACCGUCUUGAGGCCAGCGAUUACACCGAUGGCAGCGAGGCUGCUACAUCGCAGCUGGUCGAGUCUCUUCGCAAGCGCAUCUCUUGCGUCGAGGACCCACAGUUCACCAAGGACUACCAUGACCCGGCGAAGCGCACCAUCUCCAACGCCCUGACGGUCCGCCUCAAGGAUGGCACUACCCUCGAGGAGGAGGUUGUGGAGGCUCCGCUGGGCCACAGGUUGAGAAGAGAGGAGGCUAAGCCUCACAUUUUGGCCAAGUACAAGGCUCACUUGGCUCCGCACUACUCGGAGCAGAAGGUUAAUGAGCUGCUUGAGCUCGGUCAGGAUCAGAGCAAGUUGGAGCAGACUGACGUCGACAAGUAUGUCGAUCUCUAUGUAAAGAACUAA